Messenger RNA from Ordospora colligata OC4, 639 nucleotides. RefSeq lists its product as uncharacterized. Gene Ontology annotation, biological process: regulation of transcription by RNA polymerase II. Lineage: Eukaryota; Fungi; Microsporidia; Ordosporidae. Gene Ontology annotation, molecular function: cyclin-dependent protein serine/threonine kinase regulator activity. The transcript has a single exon. The coding region runs from base 1 to 639 and encodes 212 amino acids. Gene Ontology annotation, cellular component: nucleus. The record is from RefSeq and is a predicted model, not a curated record.
AUGAGUCAACAUUAUGAUAUGUGCAAAAAAGUCACAGAUACUAAAUGCAUCAAAGGUAUCAUCAACAUAUCAAGAAAUCUCGAAAUUCCACAGAAAACAGCAUAUUUUGCACUAGGAAUCUACUACAAACACGCUCUUGAUUCAAAUUGCAUGAAAAUAACAGCUGCAGGAGCCGCAUGUAUAAUGCUAGCUGGAAAAAUCAAUGGAUCACCAAGAACCCUUGAACAGAUCCUAAGGGCUAGCCACAGGUACUAUGGAAUCAACUCAGAAAAUAUGUUUAAGCAAGACUACGAAGAUGCCAUAGAAAUCGAAUUGCAUGCAUGCAUUCUGAUCGACUUUGACUUUAGCACAAAUGACCCAUAUAAGCUUCUAGAGGUAUUCUGUGCAGAAUAUCACAUUCCUAAGCAGAAAGCACUCAUUAUAUGGACUAUACUGAAUGAUUCGGCAUGUAUUCCUCUUCAAUCAGCAUUCUCAUCCAGAACGAUACUUAUGACUUGUAUAUUUGUUUCAGAACUCAUACAAGGCCACCCCAUGGAUAUUUCUUCAUUCAAGCAAAAAUUCGGGCUUAGCGACAUCCAAGAUACAGAAAUCAAUUUUAUUUCUGAAGAGAUCGUUUCAAUGUAUGAGACACUAUUAUAG